UCAACCAAAACAUAAAUUACUAGUCUUGAAGCAUUUAUCACCUUUCGAUAUAAUGGCUAAUAAUCACUACGACUCAUCUUUUUACUUGUUAUUAUUUGUUACUUUGUUUUUAACAAAUAACUACAUAAACCAAGCAGACGCGCGUCAUCUUCUUGAAGUAAUUUUGCCUGAGUUUUCUAAGCCUGAAUUGCCACAUUUACCUGAAUUUCCUGAAAUUCCAAAACCCGAGCUACCAACUCUAUCAAAGCCUGAAUUGCCACAUUUACCUGAAAUUCCAACUUUGCCUAAGUUCGAAUUUCCUGAAAUCCCAAAAUCCGAGCUACCAACACUACCAAAGCCCGAAUUGCCCAAAAUCCCAACAUUAUCAAAGCGUGAACUUCCAAAAUUGCCAAAACUUGAUAUGCAUGUCAUUCCUAAGCCUGAAUCGCCAACUUUGCCAAGGCCAAAAAUCCCUCGAGUGCCUAAAAAGCCUUGAGCACGAAGCGUAUGAAAUCCUAUUUGCUUCAUUGAAGCAACAAUAUUGUUAAAAUGUUAACACUUAAUUAUGUUAUGUGAUCAUAUGCAUGCUUUUUCUUUAUUGUGCUAGAAUCAUUUGCAACUUCCCUUUUGGAAAAUUUAUAUUUAUGUGAUUGUUCUAUAUAUCAUAUGUCUAUAAUUUUUGGUA
Solanum pennellii is the source of this 664-nucleotide messenger RNA. Its product is annotated as protein PELPK1-like. The coding region runs from base 53 to 475 and encodes 140 amino acids. NCBI's taxonomy places the organism in Eukaryota, Viridiplantae, Streptophyta, Magnoliopsida, Solanales, Solanaceae. The record is from RefSeq and is a predicted model, not a curated record. The transcript has a single exon.